AUGUGGGCGUCCAGUCCCCGCCCCCCGCAGAGUACUCUGACCCCGCCUCCGCGGGCGGCUCGCUGCCGCGCCUGCACCCGCUCCCGUUCCCCCCACGUGGGGCGCCAGGCCCCGCCCUCUCCGGGCGUGCUCCCGGCCCCCUCCUCCGGUCACCUGUCCCGGAGACCCCGCGGCGUCGGCGACUCCGGCUCCGUCGGCCUCCGCGUCCGCAGCUCCCGGGCCGCGCGCGUCACUUCCGGUCCGCACCACGUGAAGAGGGGAACGAAAGAGGAUCACUUCCGGUCCUGCCGUCCCGUUUCCGGGAGUCUUAAAGGCGCCGCACCCCCCCCACCUCCCCCCCCCCCCUCCGUGGGUGGAAGCGGGAGUGUGUCUAGGUGGUACGCAAGGGUGUUCUGGAAGCUUUACUCAACUUCGUUGGGCCUAGAUGACCUUCUUCCAGGGAACUGCAAGACGCUCACUGAGAGAUCCGGAUGUGGCUGCAGACUCCAGGAGGUUCCAUGCAUUAACCAAAACGCCAACGUGAUAAACCUAUCAUUACACGUCAUACAAAAUUUGACCGUUGAAGUGGGCAGACCGGAUCCCCUGAGGUCACUGGAGUGGUGGAGAUCCUGGCGACUUUCAGUAUCUACUAAGACCACGCAAAUAACCCUUUGCGCUUACCGGCAAAAGAACGGCCCAGAUGAAAAGGCCCGACAAGGUCACAGGCCUGGUGAGGAUGCGCGGCAGCCGGGACUGACGCCCACUGCUGGAGGGGACACAGAACGCCCCAACUGCUGUGGAGUAAGUUCUACGACGGGCCGAGGCACACACAUACCCUGUGAGCCAGCAAAUGCACUGCGGGGCAUUUACCCAACAGAUGCGUGCACGUGCUCACCAAACGUGUCGUGGGCAAGAACGACCGUGGCAGCUUCGACACAAUCGCCCCGCUUAUGCGCUGAUUUGUGUCCCCUCCCCAAUUCGUGUGUCAGAGUCCCUACCCCCCAGCACCUCAGAAUGUAACCUAAUUUGGACAUAAGCCUUUAACAGAGGCAGUUAAGUGAAAAGGAGGUCAUUAAGGUGGGCCCUAAUCUCCUAUGACUGGUGUCCUCAUAAGAAGAGCUUAGGGGCGCCUGGAUGGCUCAGUCGGUUAGGUAUCCGACUUCG
This is a messenger RNA of Felis catus (domestic cat), 1143 nucleotides long. RefSeq lists its product as uncharacterized. The coding region runs from base 1 to 999 and encodes 332 amino acids. The record is from RefSeq and is a predicted model, not a curated record. NCBI's taxonomy places the organism in Eukaryota, Metazoa, Chordata, Mammalia, Carnivora, Felidae. The transcript has 3 exons.